UUCAGUCCAUAUAAUGUUACUUGUAUGUAUGUUCUUAGGGCUGACCAUUCAGCACUGGGCAACCAGUUGGUGUACUCUCUGAAUGCUCUUCUUAUGGGCCAUCAGUUUGGUGCAGGAUUCCCCACUUCCUGAGGCAUCAGUCCCAAGAUCCUUCAUUUGAGCCCCUGGUUUUUUUUUUUUUAUUACUACAAUUGCUACUAUCUCCACCACGAUUCCUUUUAUUCCUUAGCCUCUCUGAACCUUCCUGUAGAGGUGAGCCCAAUUUCUUGUCUUUGGUUUUCUUCAUUUAAAAUCCUAGAGUGGUUUCUGUUUUCAGAUGGGGUUCUGACUGAAACAGAGCACUAAAGGAUUUGGGUGGCAGAUGGUACUUUUUCACUACUGUUUUGUGAUGGGCAUCCCAAGGAAGAGACAUUUUGACUGAUAAAUAAUGGAAGGGGCUCAAGGGGUGACAGGCACCAAACCUGAUUUUGGAUUAAGAGUGAUUCUCAAUUCAUUUUUACACGUUUUCCCAAGAUAACAUUGGAGCACAUUCCUCCAAGGCCCGAAAGAGAUCCAGGUGGAAAGUAAGGAAGAUUGACUAGGAAGCCUGUUGAGAUUCCAGAGCAGAAUUUUGGAGGUCCAGGUUUAGGAGCCAACCCUAUUGUUUGUGUUCCUUGAAUUUGCAGUCUAACCCCAAACUGAUAGGUCAGGUCAGCUGAGCUCUGGGAAAAUCCCAUAGUCUCUCCCUUUUGAGAAAUCUAAGGUUUGUCAUGAACUCUGUUUCCUGGUGGCUGGGCUCCUCACGUUUCUAGAGGAGCUCAGACAAGUCACGCUCAUGCUGUUUCUGAGAUUUCUUCACCUGAGCCUCCCAGACGCAACUGGCAGGAGCAACUGGCUAUCUUCCACCUUCUACAUUUGCCACACCCCACAAAAGAGGCUGGAGCCUCCUGCACUCAUCUAGAUAAAUGACCUAGGCUGUGUCAAAACCCAUCACUGCACCCAGGAGCUGCCCCAGCUAUGAUUCGGUCUCCUGGACUUUCCACAAAGACUCUUCUUGCCAGGUACCAGGACAAACCUACUAUGGAAAACUAUCCAGGAGACACCAGAUUUGGAGUAAGAAGCAGUGCUCAGACCGGGAAGGUGUCCGACUUGAACCAGCAGGUGUGGAUCCUUCGUGGUCAGAGCCUUGUGGCAGUUCCACAGAACAACAACGUCACCCCAGUCACCAUCGCUGUCCUCCCGUGCAAGUAUCCAGAGUCUCUUGAGCAGGGCAAAGGGAUUCCCAUUUACCUAGGAAUCCAGAAUCCAGAUAAAUGCCUGUUUUGUGAGGAAGUUGAUGGACAGCCCGCUUUGCAGCUCAAGGAGGAGAACAUUUUGGAUCUGUACAACAAUCCUGAGCCCGUGAAACCCUUCCUGUUCUACCACACCCAGACCGGAACAACAUCCACCUUUGAGUCCGUGGCUUUCCCUGGCAGUUUCAUUGCCUCCUCCAAGAAUGGCCAGCCCAUCUUCCUCACGUCAGAACAGGGGAAAUAUCACAACAUUAACUUCAAUUUAGUUUUAGGGCCUUAAACUCAGCAUAGAGGCAGAGGGUUGAUUAGAAAUCGUUGUCUUAAAAUUUUUAUUUGAUCUGUGGAGUUUUUAUACUGAGAGGUGAGCAGGACCAGCAUUAUCUCAUUUCAUAGAUGAAGGAGCAAUAAAGCAGAAUAUGUACUCCAAAGUAGGUGGAAUGGGAGCGGUGUAAGGCUGUCCUCUGAGGCUGAAGUGGUCCAACCCACAAGGCAUCAUGCCUGAGAAAUAGUGCCACAGUGUAUAAAACCUGGAAUGCCCUAUGAGUGGUGAUAUCCUUGUUUCCAAGCCAUUGGACUAAUUCAUACCAGAUUUUCACACACUUAUAAUAUCAAAUCCUUGCAUUUGGAUAGCAGAGACUUCACAAUAACAUUCACUGCAACGGCCAGUUGCUUUGAUCCUCUAGCAACUGACCUCUGUGUGGAGCUGGACACACUAGGAAAGGGUUUAGGUUCUUGGGUGAAUGAACAUUUUUAAAAAGCAACUAGAGCUAUGCAAACUAUGUUGGGGUACAGCGGUUGCUCCUUGAAGAGUGAGAAUGCUUCCUGGUGAUUCAUAAAUAGCUAGAUCAGUUAACUUGGCUUGAGCAACCCUUUCCUGAAUCAUCCCGGUGGAGAUGAAUACUGAGAACAAUGUGUAUGAGUAAUAGUGCUUGUCAAUAAAACACUAACUUUUAUUAUUUUA
This is a messenger RNA of Peromyscus maniculatus bairdii (prairie deer mouse), 2232 nucleotides long. RefSeq names its product interleukin-36 gamma. Lineage: Eukaryota; Metazoa; Chordata; Mammalia; Rodentia; Cricetidae. Gene Ontology annotation, biological process: inflammatory response to antigenic stimulus; positive regulation of gene expression; cellular response to lipopolysaccharide. The record is from RefSeq and is a predicted model, not a curated record. Gene Ontology annotation, molecular function: cytokine activity.